Molecule: messenger RNA, 1272 nt
Organism: Lasiosphaeria miniovina
Lineage: Eukaryota; Fungi; Ascomycota; Sordariomycetes; Sordariales; Lasiosphaeriaceae
Exons: 3
Coding region: 1-1272 (423 amino acids)
Source: RefSeq, a predicted model, not a curated record
AUGGCAAGCUCCUCAAAGGCAAAGCUCGUAAAAACCCCACCGCCGGAGGUCCAGUACCGACUUCUCGCCAAAAAUUAUGUCGAUAGCAAUUGGGAGGCGCCAAACCCCGUCCUCGAUGGGCGCAUCAAGUCGAAUUCCGAUCCUUCAAGCAAAAAUCUUGAUGCCGAUGAGUUUGAAACGCUAGCUGUAGGAGGGGACCGAUUCAAAGUCCUCUCUGUGGCGCUAGAGAAAAUGUUCAAAAUCCUCGGAGUCCCAGAGGCGAUAAAGUGGCAGGCGGAAAUUAUCAAAGCAUUCCGCGAAAGAGAUGGGAACGCGGAUGAAAACCCAACCGAGGAAGACCAAAUUCAGCAUGUCAGGAACUGGCUCGACUGCCUUGCCAAACAUCUUCCGGUUGUCAAGAUGGAGACCACGGAGAGUAACCUAUGCGGCAAAACAAGAAGGGUCGGCUCACACUUUUCUGGCAACGAUGUCAAGUUAUGGGAAAAAUACAUACCGGCCGAGGUUGUGCUAAAUGCCGACCUCGUGCACAGCGCAGUAAAAGCCGAGAAACUAUACCAAAAUGCACGUAGAGCAUUUAAAGAUUUUCAGUCACAGCCCAAACCUAAGAAGAGCCCCGAACUCGAGAAAUAUGAGAAAGGCCUUGAUAGUCUUGAUGAUGAGAAGAAGCGACUUGAGAUGCAAUACUUUGAGCAGCUGGCUUUCCUAAUAGCAACACUGGCUCACGAAUUUGGCGGCCACGUAACGUCGAUCUUUGUUGCGAAAACUAAAGAAGGGCACCGGACACCUCCUCAAAUCACCGCUUUCGGCAAGGGAGACGAGAGUCGUGGAGAGGCCGGGUUUUACCUCGAGCAUAAGAUCUUCAUAGGUCACUUUACGAUAUUGGGGAAGGAGGGUGGAGACAGAAAGCAGAUCGGGACAGUGUGGAUGCGCCAGGGAGUCGACGACCAAACCGUGUAUUACCCGUUGAGGCAAUCGAAUUUGUGGCUUCUGAUGAACCCGACGCCGGGAAAUGUCUUCCAACAGCCGUUCAAAAUGGACAAGACAAAGGGAAUGACCGAGAAGGAGCGCAAGGAAAGGGGUUUCACAAAGCUAUUUGAGGUUCGCGGAGAUGAUCCUCUCUCGAACCCGUCUUCGGCAAAAGGUGGCGAUUCAUCGUCCGAGAAUUCCAAAGACAAAGUAACAGGUAACGAGGCACCUGUCGCCUCAUCUAGCAAGGAGCACGGAUCUGCGCAGCCCGUAGUCAAGACGGGGAAGAAGGGUGGAAAUCCAUAA